AUGCUGUCGCUGGCUGACGACUCUGCCCUGGAUCAUGCGCCCACUUCUGGGGACAAUGCAGCUGUGCGUGGCCAUGCAGGCGUGGGGCACGCUGGGGACAUGCAGGCGUGGGGCACAUGCAGGGAGUCACUGGGGAAGCAGCCCAGAACCCGGAGAGAGGUCAAGGACCUGCUGGCUUUAGAUGGGAUCCAGCCGUUCAACAGCCCACGGGCCUCACCCGUGGGGCUGGCCCCCAAGGGAGACGGGAUGAUCUGGUUCUGUGGGGGCCAUCGGAAGCUUGAAGCCAUCGCAGUGUCUGACGCCGACCCCAUGCCUAGGCCUGGGGAGAGCCUAGACAAGCUGAGGGGGAUGGAGAACGUGGCCCUGGCAGACACUGAUGACAUGGGCAUCUUUAGCCAGCCCUGGGAGGAACAGCAGGAGGAAGCCGGCCGGGCCCCACGUGCCCCUGCGAUGAACGUCAGCCAGGGAGCGGGCACGGUGCCCUGCAGCAGCCUCCCACCCACCGAGGGCAGCUGUGGGUGGGGCCCCUGGGCCAACGGGACCGAGGGGGCCCUGCAGCUGCCCACCUUCUCCCCCGCCGCCAAGGCCCGCGUCAUCCUCACCUUCGUGCUCCUCACCCUCUCGGCCACCGGCAACCUGGCGGUGCUGUGGGCGGGCGCGGGCGGGCGGCGCGGGAAGCUCUCGCACGUCCGCGUGCUCCUGCUGCACCUGGCGGUGGCCGACCUGCUGGUCACCUUCGUGGUGAUGCCGCUGGACGCCGUCUGGAACAUCACGGUGCAGUGGCAGGCGGGGGACCUGGCCUGCCGCCUCCUCAUGUACCUCAAGCUGGUGGCCAUGUACGCCUCAGCCUUCAUCACCGUGGUGAUCAGCCUGGACCGCCAGGCUGCCGUCCUGCGCCCGCUGGCCAUCGCCCAGGCCCACACGAGGAACCGCCUCAUGCUGUACGCGGCCUGGCUGCUGAGUGCCGGGCUCUCCGUGCCCCAGCUGUUCCUGUUCCACACAGUCACCAUCCGCUCCCCGCAGAACUUCACCCAGUGCACCACGCGGGGCAGCUUCCCCCGGCGCUGGCACGAGACGGCCUACAACAUGCUGGGCUUCGCCUGCCUCUUCCUCCUGCCCCUGCUCAUCAUGGUCUGCUGCUACUCCCGCAUCCUGCUGGAGAUCUCCCGCCGCAUGGGCUCCAGCCUCUUCUCCAAGGAGGUGCCCCUGCGCCGCUCCACCAACAACAUCCCGCGGGCGCGGCUGCGUGUGCUGAAGCUGAGCCUGGUCAUCGUCAGCUCCUUCAUCGUGUGCUGGACGCCCUACUACCUGCUGGGCCUCUGGUACUGGUUCUGCCCCCGCGCCAUGCAGGAGACGGUCUCGCAGUCCCUCACCCACGUCCUCUUCAUCUUCGGCCUCCUCAACGCCUGCCUGGACCCCCUCACCUACGGCCUCUUCACCAUCCCCUUCCGCAGGGGGCUGGGGCACUGCUGCCGGGGGGGGCACGCAGCGGGGCCCGAGCCCUGUUCCCCGCCAACUGGAUCCUCGCGCUGCUCCGCCACCUCCUUGCACGCCAAGCGGGGCACCACGGCCCCCCCGGCGCACGAGACGCCCGCAGCCCAGAGCCACCUGGGCAAUGGGGCCGGCAGCGUCGACAGCAGCUACCUGUGA
Molecule: messenger RNA, 1650 nt
Organism: Mauremys reevesii (Reeves's turtle)
Lineage: Eukaryota; Metazoa; Chordata; Testudines; Geoemydidae
Product: gonadotropin-releasing hormone II receptor-like
Exons: 5
Coding region: 1-1650 (549 amino acids)
Biological process (GO): G protein-coupled receptor signaling pathway
Cellular component (GO): membrane
Molecular function (GO): gonadotropin-releasing hormone receptor activity; peptide binding
Source: RefSeq, a predicted model, not a curated record